Molecule: messenger RNA, 133 nt
Organism: Racocetra fulgida
Lineage: Eukaryota; Fungi; Glomeromycota; Glomeromycetes; Diversisporales; Gigasporaceae
Source: the annotation of a GenBank genome assembly
UCUUCGUCGACCAAGCAAGAAUUGAAAGCCAAAGAACUUCCUUGUAUAUUUCUUGAUCUAAUUAGUAAUUAUGGUGAUCAGGGAUUAAGUGCUUGUGGAAUGUCACAAUCAGGACAUUGGAAAAAGGCUAACG